Messenger RNA from Juglans microcarpa x Juglans regia, 1271 nucleotides. Its product is annotated as F-box protein PP2-B10-like. The record is from RefSeq and is a predicted model, not a curated record. Gene Ontology annotation, molecular function: protein binding. The coding region runs from base 48 to 893 and encodes 281 amino acids. Lineage: Eukaryota; Viridiplantae; Streptophyta; Magnoliopsida; Fagales; Juglandaceae. The transcript has 3 exons.
ACCUGUAAUAACUUCCGAGAGAAGGAGAAGAGUAGGAGAGAAAGGUUAUGGAUAUCACCAGAACACUGCCGGAAGAAUGCAUCGCCAACAUAAUUUCCGGCACAUCCCCUCGGGACGCAUGUAGGUUGUCGCUGGUCUCCCGUGCCUUCGAAUCCGCUGCAACUUCGAAUCUCGUGUGGGAGAGGUUUCUGCCACCUGAUUAUCAAGAGAUCAUUUCAUCGUCGUCAUCAUCGUCCUCAUCCUUGAACCUUUUGACCAAGAAGAAUCUUUAUUUCCAUCUUUGCGACAAUCCAAUUCUGAUCGGAAACGGUAACAACAUGAGUUUCCAAAUAGAUAAACUGAGUGGGAAGAAAUGUUUGAUGCUGGCUGCGAGGGAGUUAACUAUAAUAUGGGGAUCUGGAGAAACUCCACAUUACUGGGAAUGGAUUUCCUCAACUCAGGCACCAGUUCUACCCAAGUCUAGAUUCUCGGAAGUAGCUCAUCUUAGAAUUGUUUGGUGGCUUGACAUAAAAGGCAGAAUUGAGACAAAAAUCCUUUCCCCAAAAACAAAAUAUGGGGCAUACUUUAUCUACUCCAUGGUGGAUCGUUUCUAUGGGUUUAAUGUCCCUGUGAAAGUAUCCAUUAGACUGGAAAACGAGGUGGAAGGAGGUGAUGCUACCAAUGCUUAUUUGAAUCCAAGUGAGGAAUUAUUACAAAUUAACCAACAAGAUGGUCGACUUCCAAUCAAGAGAGAGGAUAUGUGGAUGGAGAUUGAGAUUGGAGAAUUCUUCAAUGGCAGCCAAGUUGAUGAUCAUGGCGCGGUCGAGAUGUGCUUGAAGGAGGUUCAAGUCCUUAACGGGAAGUCUGGCCUUGUGGUCCAUGGCAUUGAGCUUCGGCCAAAAGAAGAAAGUUAAUUAUUAAGAGAUUGGUACCUAUUUUCUUUCUGAGCAAAGUACAUUUGCUAUGAGACCUGUUUUUUCUGCAUUAUAUUAUGAGAAACGUUUUGAGGGUUGGUCUUGGACUAUGUAUUGUGAAUACGUCGCAUGCAUUGUUGUGUUAUGUAUUGGGAUUGUUACUGAGGGAAACUACGGUUAUAUGAACGCUUAUAUUCUACAAAGGAGGAAUUACUUCAUCUACUGUAGGAACAAGCAAGGCAUGCGCAGCAAUCUCUGAAAUAUCGUUUGUUUUGCCUGAACAUAGCCUAGGUAAGGGGUGGAAUCCAUGGUACCCUGCUGCAAGUUUACCAUGUCACCUGGCUUGGAUCAAAUUUAAGAAGUUUUCCAUUUUCUCUU